This is a messenger RNA of Cinara cedri, 631 nucleotides long. The record is from the annotation of a GenBank genome assembly. Lineage: Eukaryota; Metazoa; Arthropoda; Insecta; Hemiptera; Aphididae.
AUGAACUGUGCAAUUGUUGAUGAAACAACUGCAGUUGUCAUGGAGAAUCUAUGUAUUUUGGAAAGCAAUGUAAUUUGACAGGAUACCUAUAUUACUAAAAUAUAAUUAUAUUAUUACAAUUUACUGAAAUAGUAAAUUAUUUUAAGUUUACUAAGUUUACCUAGGUAUUACUACAAGUUUUGUAAAAUUAUGAUCAUUUUGAUUGCUUGUAUUAUUUACUUGAUUUUCAACUGAAACGAUAACGGUAGUUACAUAUUAUAUAUACAUAUUUUAGUAUGAUUUUAGUUUAAAUCAUUUACGAAAGGACAACGCUAAAGUUAAGUACGCCAUGUACGCUUCUUUCGAAAGUAUUCGAAGUACUUGCGCACUUUUUCACGAAAAAAAGCAGAAUAGACCCCCUGAUUUGUCAUUGGCCAAUCUACUAUGCCGCUUAUCGUAUAGAGCAUCUGAAAGCGUUGCUGGCAAUGAAAGGUCAUUCACCAAAUUGAAAUUAGCCAAAAACCAUUUAAGAAACAGUCAAGAAAAUUUUAAGUUAAACAAUUUGAUGUUGCUUUCUUCUGAAAAAGAUUUUGUAGAUCGAAUUUCUUUAAAUGAAAUACUGUGUUUUAUUAAACGGCACAAAAUACUCUAA